AGGCGGUGACCAACGAUGGUCACUGACUUGAUAAAAGUGAUCCUCUCGAACCCGCCCAUUGUCCUGCCUAAGUUGGCAGCAACUCCACAACCUAUGACUGCACUGCUAUCGCUUUACGUGAGGAGAUCAGCAGUAAUAGCAGGUCUCCCUCUGGGGCAGGGUGUGGUGGAGGUGCCCCACCCUGAGCACUCCUUCCCUGGGGUUAAAAUGACCCUGCUCUGCCUCUGUGGAUCCAGGACUACAAGAGGAGUGUGUGGAGCUGCGGAGGAAGUGAAAGACAUCUUUGCUAAGGCGAGGAACGGAGCCUAUCGCCUGCUGAAGGUCGUCAUUGAGAUGGAGACUCUGGUGCUGGGAGGCACCAAGCAUGCGUCUAAGAAGUGGGACCAGGAGUAUGAUGCCUAUGUGCUGCCUCUCCUACAGGAGGACAUGCCCUCCUAUCUCCUGUACAGGCUGGACUCUACUAACAACCAGGGAUAUGAGUGGAUCUUCCUGGCCUGGUCACCUGACCGCUCACCUGUUAGACAGAAGAUGUUGUAUGCUGCUACAAGAGCUACACUGAAGAAGGAGUUUGGGGGUGGACACAUUAAAGAUGAAAUAUUUGGCACAGUGGAGGAUGAUGUGUCUCUGAGUGGGUACAGGAAGUACCUGAUAGCACAGGCUGCUCCACAACCACUGACUGCUGCUGAGGAGGAGCUGAGGCAGAUCAAACUGAGCGAGGUACAGACCGACAUCAGUGUGGACACUAAGCAACAGACUCUGACGGGCGUGGCCUUCCCUAUGCAGCGAGACGCCAUCCAAGCUCUGGAACAGUUCAGAGAGAAGAAGAUCAACUACGUACAGCUGGAGAUUGAUUUUAGGAAUGAGUGUAUCAAGCUGUCCAGCACCACUCCUACAGAACUGAAGGAUCUGCCCAAGAGGAUCCCCAAGGAUGCAGCCCGAUACCACUUCUUCCUGUACAAGCAUUCCCACGAGGGAGACUACCUCGAGUCUACAGUGUUCAUCUACUCCAUGCCGGGGUAUAAAUGUAGCAUCAGAGAGAGGAUGCUCUACUCCAGCUGUAAGAACCCUCUCAUCGAUACUGUGGAGAGCAACCUGCACAUCCAGAUAGCCAAAAAGCUGGAGAUUGAUAACGGUGAUGAGCUCACCGCAGAAUUCAUGUACGAAGAGGUCCACCCUAAGCAGCACGCACACAAGCAGGCCUUUCCCAAACCUAAAGGCCCCGCGGGGAAGAAAGGAGGGCGCCGGAUCACUAGACCACCAGGGGAUGGCGAAGAAGACUAAUAAAACACCCCUCCAUUUUAGUCCACAAUGGAACAUUCCACUUAGUAUAUAAGAACCCUUUAUCUGGUUGACUCCCAAAUGGCCCCCCUAUUCACUUUAUAGUGCACUACUGUUGACUAGGGCCUAUAGGGCUCUGGUUAAAAGGAGUGCACUAUAUAGGGGACAGGGUUCCAUGUAGAACAUAGACCAUUGACAUGAAUCCCUCCUAAUGCCCUUUAACCUCAUAGACAACCAGCCUGUAGACUAUAUGAACUAUGCACACACAGACCACCACACUAAUAUAAGCCAUGACACUCAAACCUGUGAACUAACUUACAUUAGUAGCUUGUUAUUUAGACAGACAGUCGGUGCUGUGUUUUCAUGAUGAUGAGAGAGAGAGCGAACAUUUCCCUUUAGAGCUAUAGCUAAUGUUUUUUUAUUUCUCAUAUUAUUUCACAAUGUUUUUAAAAUAUAUGGUUCCUAAUCUUGGUUCUGGAGAGCUGGAUGUGUUUUUAAGAUAUAUGGUUCCCAAUCCUGGUUCUGGAGGUCCUGGAGAGCUAGAGGUUCUGGAGAGCUAGAGGUUCUGGAGGUCCUGGAGAGCUAGAGGUUCUGGAGGUGUGUGAGAUGAAAGACCUUGUGGUUUUUCUGGUGAGCAUGUGAUACUGAUCUGAACACUUCACCUUGUUAUUAGUGCUGAUUCAAUGCCGACAAUGUUGUAGCAGUUCUAUAAUGCCUUGUGUAAAGUCAAUCAAUAGAGAAUGUUGUUCCACAACCGCUAGCUCUUCAGGAUCAGAGUUGAGGGCUGGGUCCUAUUCAUGUGACACUAAAUGGAGAAAACAGAGAGGGACCACCUAGACUUGUCCAAUAAGAAUAGCUUGUUUUCGCUUUCCGUUGAUAAAUGUUUGAAAACGUUUAGCUAUGGUGUGCCUAAUGAAUAGGACCAUGCUGACGUAGAAGCUUGAUUUGGGAGAGAAGAGAGGCCAUGUGUGGGUCUGUGGAUGUUAAGAAGCCUAAUGCUUUUGUAUACAUUUUACUGUAUGCAUCUAAUUUGUACUACCACUACCAUGUCCAUAACAACUGUAUGAUUACAUGUCAGUUCAAAAUCUAGUUAGGGAUUUCUCUUUCCAUGUUCUUUUACUGAAGAAUGAAAAAUCCUAUAGAAAGUAUUUUUCUAGGUCUGUGAUGUACUGUAUGUGUGUGUGGUGUUCUGCGACUGAGAGGUCACAGCCUGAAUCAGUUGAAUGUCAACCGUUAUCUGUUUGUCGGUCUGUGUGAGAGAGAGAGUGCCUGGGUGCGUCCGGAAUGGCACCCCAUUCCCUAUAUAGUGCACUACUUUUGACCAGAGCCCAUCAGAAUAGGUACCCUAUUCCCUAUAUAGUACACUACUUUU
Oncorhynchus mykiss (rainbow trout) is the source of this 2650-nucleotide messenger RNA. Lineage: Eukaryota; Metazoa; Chordata; Actinopteri; Salmoniformes; Salmonidae. The record is from RefSeq and is a predicted model, not a curated record.